GAAUAUGAAUGUUGAUCGGAAGCUAAUGGCAACCACCGUCCAAACACCCAAAUCCUCCGUAAAAUCGUCGUCCACCAGGUGCUUGUCUACCCGUUGCCGGAGAGACGCCAACUGCAAGUGCGAUAUCUGCAUCGCCAGCUUCAAUGCGACCCUUGAUUUAUUGCCCAUGAGCGUCCAAAGAAGCUCUCUCACCAGGUUGUCCUCUUCAAAACCAUCUCCUCCUCAAACCCCUAUUUUCUGCAAUCCUUCAACCGACUCCACUCCUGAAUCUGAGACUUCUCGUCUGAUGGUAUCUCCUCCCCUCAAUUCAACGCUCCGGACUGAUUUUCGUCAGAAGAUCAAGAGGAAGAAGAUAGAAUUUGGAGAUAGUGUGAUGAUGAUGAAAUGGUUUCUUGUUCUAUGCUUGAUUUUGAUAACGAAAUUUGGGUUUUCAUUUGUCACUUCUAGAGUCAUGAAAGCCAAAUUGUCCCUAGAGAUAGUAAGAAACCUGAGUGAGAAAUCACAGGGGUUUCAUGAUGUGAAUGAACGAUUAGAGUUUUUGAAUGGCGAACUACAAGAUCUUGUUGGAGAUGGAGUCCCAGAAUCUAGCUCUACAAAUCCUAAUUGCGAAAUAGUUCAGGAUGGUUUGAUCCUGAGAUCUCGUUGUCAACUCUACAAAUCUGGGAUGGAAGAAGUGAGUAUCUGGGGAUGGCCUUUGCAGACUGCUGGAUUGCUUACAACUAAAUUUGCUUCAAGAUCAUUCACUAUCUUGUCAGGAAGAGUUACAGAGUGGUCGAAUGGGGAGUUGAGUUGUUUGAUACGAAAAGCAAACACUUCCUGGGAACAAGAAAAGUGGAGUGCAUCGUUAUGGCGUUUAGAUGAAAAUACUUGGAUCCUCGAGUACAAAAGAAGCUUUGUCUUUGAUAACGCAAAACCAUUUUCGUCAGCAAUGGAGUUCUUGAAAUUCAGGAUGAUGAGUGCAUUUCAAUGGAUGAAGCAGUUGUGGAGAUUUUCUCUUUGUUUUGUAGAUGGUAAUCACUUAACUCCUACCUGAGAAGAUAUUUGUGUUCUCAAAACCAACUAACUU
Cynara cardunculus var. scolymus (artichoke) is the source of this 1066-nucleotide messenger RNA. RefSeq lists its product as uncharacterized. The transcript has 3 exons. Gene Ontology annotation, cellular component: endoplasmic reticulum. The record is from RefSeq and is a predicted model, not a curated record. The coding region runs from base 5 to 1033 and encodes 342 amino acids. NCBI's taxonomy places the organism in Eukaryota, Viridiplantae, Streptophyta, Magnoliopsida, Asterales, Asteraceae.